AUGGGCAACUCUCAGACAAAGGAAGCACGUGGCCACGGCUCCUCUGGCUCACGCGUCAGUGGCAGUACAAGCCCGGCGGGACGACAAGAUGGACAACAAAACAGCUUGGAAGCUCCCCCUCGACCCGCGCACUCCCGCCAACGAAGAAGCAGCCGACCCGACUUCUCCUUCCUCGGCCUUGGUGGAAGCAGUGAUCAGGAUGCCUCCUCACUGGAGCAGCGACGCGAGACCAAGGUAGAAAGAGAAGCUCGAAAGGCAGAAAAGGAAAGAAUAGCGAGACUCAAGGAGCGGGAGCGCAGCAUGAGAGAAGAGCAUGUCGAUGGGGGAUAUCUGGUGACUCAAGGGGUGUAUGUGGGUACGGAAGACUUCAACAAAGCAAUCGUUAGACAAUUCAUGAUCGAGAGACGACUAGCUCCAUUCUGGAGAGGUCUUAACGACUUCUCAGAUUCGUGGGCAGAACAUCAGCUCAUGGCCGCCGCUCGAGGCAUGCCUAUUCCUCCAGCGGAUGAAGUGCCUCCGGAGCUCGAAUACCAGCUUGCGAAGAGGGUAACUACGGACAGGACCAAAGAAUCUGCACUCAAAAGCCUCACGAUCCCAAUUGGAGGAAGAUCGCAGUCCUUUCAAUCAGACAGCUCCGCACCCCUAUCGCCGCCUCCCAACUCUUUACCACUUCCGUCACCCUCCUCGCCGCCACCAUCGGGCUCACCAGGGACCAGCACCUUUCGAACUCGCGCCAAGACACUGGCGUCUUUGGCGACCUCAUCUCGGGGGAAUUCUCAGGUAGAUAUGACUCCAAGAGAAUUCCAGCUGCCACCGGAUCCUUUCGUCAAUGGACAACCCAUCGAGGUCUAUCUUUACAAGGACGCUUCAGAAUGUCCGAUUUGUUUCUUAUACUAUCCGCCCUAUCUCAACACCACCAGGUGCUGUGAGCAACCUAUCUGUUCAGAAUGUUUCGUUCAAAUCAAGCGGCCUGAUCCUCAUCCUCCGGAACAUGAACAACCGGAUCCGAAUGCGCCACCGGUCUCAGAGGCUGAGCGUGAAGUGCAGGCCGAUGGUCUGCUUGUUUCUGAGAUUGCAACCUGCCCAUAUUGCAAAACCCCCGACUUUGGUAUCACUUACACGCCACCUCCGUUUCGCAGAGGGCUUACUUAUGGCACUGGGUCUCAGCCGUAUCAGGUCAUGUCAGCCAUGUCCUCUCAAACCUCGUUUUCUUCUGGAAACCUUUCUCCGGGGCCGGGUCGGAGGCGUGGGACUUCUUUGUCUGCAAAUGCCCCGGAAGUCAUCACCACAGACAAGAUACGCCCUGACUGGGCGACCAAGUUGGCAGCUGCUCGGGCCCAUGCAGCACGACGGUCUGCAGCAGCCACGGCGUUACAUACAGCUGCAUAUCUCAUGAAUGGGCAGGGCGCCGAUUCACGAGCCUUCGCAGCGUUUAGCCGACGCGGAAUGUUGAGACGAUCCACUCUAGAAGGUGGAGAGAAUGCACCAAGUUCAAACCUGAGUGCACUUGCAAUGCUGGCGGAGAGACAUGCAGCGCGGCAACAGGAGGCGGCUGGAGAAACCCGAGCAAGUAUCUUGUUGCCUCCACCACGUGGCAGCAGUUCCCGGCGAAGCCGCAUGGACGACCUGGAAGACAUGAUGAUGAUGGAGGCCAUCCGCCUGAGUCUGGCGUCCGAGGAAGAACGUCGUAAAAAAGAGGAAAAAGAAGCGCGCAAAGAAGCGAAGAAGAAGGAAAAAGAAACCAAGAAGGCCGAGAAAGCGGCACGGAAGAACAGUCUUUUCACACUAAAUUCAAACGGUAGUAACGGGGACGCAUCCAGCAGCCUGAUGGAGAGGUCUCGAAGCAAUCUUUCCCUCGGCCAAGACGAUGACUCUACAGCCAGCAAGGGCAAGGGAGUAGAGCGGAGUGAUACCCCUCCUACAGGGGGCCCCAAGGUGGAGGAAGAGGCUCCGCGACCAUCAUAUCUCCCGGCUCUGUCGCUGUCUGGAACCAGUCAAGAGUCUUUGGCGAGUUCCAUCCCCAUCCCUACUGCGGCCGAACCAUUCCGACGGUCUCAUCUCCGACAAAUGUCAACCGCCUCGUCCACUUCGUCUUCCUUUGUCGAACCAGGUCCUGCAGCUUCAUUUUCGGGCUCCGGUACUCCUCCGCCUGGGAGUCUCGAGCCUAUGUUCAAUUUCAGAAGCCUGGCCGCAAUGAUCGGGGAAGAUGAGAAAGAUAAUGACAGUGCUCAUGUCGAAAAUGCUCCUCGAGACCAAUCGCCAAAGUCUCGGGAGGACGUCCAAGAAAAGGGUCCCUCGAAGGUUGGGGAGAGCUGGGAUCCUGACGACUCGGACCUUCCUGCAUCUUCGGAUUCGUCUCCUAUGCGGGAGAGCGAUGCAGACCCGGUGGUCACAAACGGAAAGCCCGUUGUUGCACCAUCAACCAGUGUAUCCCACGCCUGA
Messenger RNA from Fonsecaea multimorphosa CBS 102226, 2442 nucleotides. RefSeq lists its product as uncharacterized. The transcript is spliced from 2 exons. The record is from RefSeq and is a predicted model, not a curated record. The coding region runs from base 1 to 2442 and encodes 813 amino acids. NCBI's taxonomy places the organism in Eukaryota, Fungi, Ascomycota, Eurotiomycetes, Chaetothyriales, Herpotrichiellaceae. Gene Ontology annotation, cellular component: cytoplasm.